UAUGGAGAACAACCAGUCCCAUGUUUUUUUCACUAAAAUUUUCAUGUCCAUUUGUUAUUUUAAUAUGUUUUUUUUGUUUUGGAGCCCCCACAGCCUCGAGAAAAAAAAGGAAAAAAAAGAACCUCCCUCUAUCAUGUUGAAAAUCCUCGUCAUAGGUUCAAAUCUGCCGAAUGUCCUCGCAUCCGCUCCGCUGUGGAAGUAUCACAGAUCAUUUGGCCAUGGCAAAUUAAGAAAUGCAACAGUUUACAGGCCACUUUCAGUCCUUGUUGAAAAAGAAGGGCCAAUUUCCUCUGGAUUUGUCUGCCAUUCGAAUUCAUGGAAAGACGAAGAGAAUGAUAAGUUUGUGAAGGAUUUGAGAGUUCCAGAUGAGUGGAUGACACCUUCUACUGCACUCCAGGAAUCUGAGUGGUUGAGGAUUGCAUUACAUAAAUGGCUGGAUGAUGAAUAUUGUCCUGAGAUUGCUAAUGAAGAGAUCAGUAAGCGUUGUUCAAGAGUCUAUUACCAUUGUUUGAUGGAGAAGCAAGCAGAUAUAGGUGAGAUUUUGUUGCAAAUGGUAAGAGACUUGGAAACUUUCUCUUUUAAAGAAAGCUUUCACGGAGCAUUUUCUUCAGCCAAUGCUGCAAUCCACCUCAUAACUACGAGGAUGCAAGUCAUGGAAGAUACUCAAAAGAAAAGUAUAGAAUAGUUGCUUAAUUAAUCUAUUUAAAAAAACUAAGAUUAUAAGAAUUACUGUUUUGUAUGAGUAAAAAUAUUAUAAUAUAUGUUAUUUUUUUUAAUUUUUUAAAUUAGGCUUUUAAAAACUAACUGGGGAAUCCAAGUUUUGUUAAAAAAAUAGCUACUACAUGUACAGAUUUUUAGAAAAUUUCAGUUUUUUUCUAUGGCUAA
Molecule: messenger RNA, 885 nt
Organism: Cryptomeria japonica (Japanese cedar)
Lineage: Eukaryota; Viridiplantae; Streptophyta; Pinopsida; Cupressales; Cupressaceae
Exons: 2
Coding region: 2-685 (227 amino acids)
Source: RefSeq, a predicted model, not a curated record